AUGGAAGAGGAGGCUAUCACAUUGAAACAACAGGAUGAUAUUACAGGGAAAGAGGAAGAUUGGGAAGAGGUUGUCAGAGUGGAAAAUGAGGACGUAGAAGCUUUCAGAAUCAAAAAGGAUGAAGAUCCCGUAACAUUGAAGAAGGAGAAUAUAGUGAAAGAAGAGUUAGAACCUUUCAGAAUCAAAAAUGAGGAAGAUGCCGUAACAUUGAAGGAGGAGAAUGUAGCGAAAGAAGAGGAAGAACCUUUUGGAGUAAAAGAGGAAGAGGAGGCUAUCUCAAUAAAAGAGGAGGAAGAUGUUUUAGGAGUGAAAAAGGAGGAGGAGUCAGAAUAUCCGAUUACCAUCAGAGAGAGACAUGACGAUCCUGGAUCCUCUGGGGAGCCUCAACAACAUCCUGAUGCUGACGAGGCAGAGAAGAGUCUCUCCAGAUCAGAACACCAGAUGGACAACGCUAGCCCUUCCUCUCUCCCGGAGUCCCCGUGUCAUGCCUCUCCCGGUAGCACCUUACUGCUGGGUAUGAAGAGAUUAUCUGUGCUGCUGGUGGACUGCAGGAAAACAACGGGGCUGAGUGGAACUGUGAGAGGAGGAGAAGAGAAGAAAGGAUCAGAUUUGACUCAUCAAAGAGAAAGACCAGACUCCCAGGAACCAGAGACGUCCAAACCAACAAGACGACACCACUGCUCCCACUGUGGAAAGGGUUUUAAACAGUUACGGGACCUGAAACAACAUGAGAGAAUACAUACAGGAGAAAAACCGUACCACUGUGCCCAGUGUGGAAAGAAUUUUAACCACAAAGGAUACCUGAAACAACACGAGCGAAUACACACAGGGGAGAAGCCUUACCACUGUUCCCAGUGUGGAAAGAGCUAUAACCAGAGAGGAUACCUGAAAAAACAUGAGAGAAUUCAUACAGGGAGGAGUUUUAACCAGAAAGGACACCUGAUGCAACAUGAGAGAAUACAUCCAGUGGAGAAGCCAUACCACUGCUCACAGUGUGCAAAGAGGUUUACAAGGUUAGGGGGCCUGAAAAUACACGAGACAAUACAUACGGGAGAAAAGCCGUACCACUGCUCCCAGUGUGGAAAGGGUUGUAACCACUUAAGUGGCCUGAAAAGACAUGAGAGAAUACACACAGGGGAGAAGCCUUACCACUGCUCCCAGUGUGGAAAAAGUUUUACCCAGUUAUGUAACCUGAAAACACAUGAGCGAAUACACACAGGGAUGAAGCCUUACCACUGCUCCCAGUGUGACAAGAGUUUUAAGGAGUUAGGUAACCUGAGAAGACAUGAGAUAAACCACACAGGAGGUAAGGAUGUAGACUGUUAAACAGUAGGACAUAGGACAGAUGUAGGCCUCUGAACACAAGGACAUAGUAGAGGAGAAUGCCCAAUAAAUUGUGGGGCAGUAGGAUAGUAGUCCUUCUUUCGUUCUUAAUGCAUUUGAGCCAAUCGGUUGUAAUGUGACAAGGUAAGGGUGGUAUACAGAAGAUAGCCCUAUUUGUUAAAAAUAUUAUUUCAAUAUUAGGGCAAGAACAGCUCAAAUAAGCAAAGAGAAACAACAGUCCAUCAUUACUUUAAGACAUGAAGUAAGUCGAUCCGUUUCUUCAUGUGCAAAACCAUCAAGCGCUCUGAUGACCGCCACAGAAAGGAAGACCCAGAGUUACUUCUGCUGCAGAGGAUAAGUUCAUUAGAGUUAUCAGCCCCAGAAAUUGCAGCCCAAAUAAAUGUUUCACAGAGUUCAAGUAAGAGACACAUCUCAAAAUCAGCUGUUCAGAGGAGACUGCGUGAAUCAGUCCUUCAUGGUCGAAUUGCUGCAAAGAAACCACUGCUAAAGGGUCACCACUAAGAAUAAGAGACUUGCUUGGGCCAGGAAACACGAGCAAUGGACAUUAGACCGGUAGAUAUCUGUCCUUUGGUCUAUUGAGUCCAAAUUUGAGAUUUUUGGUUCCAACCGCCAUGACUUUAUGACAUGCAGAGUAGGUUAAUCUCCACAUGUGGUUCCCACCGUGAAGCAUGGAGGAGGAGGUGUGAUGGUGCUUUGCUGUUGACACUGUCAGUGAUUUUAUUUCAAGUUAAUGGCACACUUAACCAGCAUGGCUACCACAGCAUUCUGCAGCGAUAUCCAUCUGUUUUGGGCUUAGUGGGACUAUCAUUUGUUUUUCAACAGGACAAUGACCCAACACACCUCCAGGCUGUGUAAGGGCUGUUUGACCAAGAAGGAGAGUGAUGGAGUACUGCAUCAGAUGACCUGGCCUCCACAAUCACCCGAUGUCGAUCCAAAUGUGAUGGUUUGGGAUGAAUUGGACCGAGGUUAGGAAAAGUGGCCAACAUCAGCAUGUAUUGGAACUCCAACAAGACUGUUGGAAAAGGAUUCCAGGUGAAGCUGGUUAAGAGAAAGCCAAGAGUGUGCAAAGCUGUCAUCAAGGCAAAGGGUGGUAAUUUUGAAGAAUCUAAAAUAUAUUUUGAUUUGUUUAACACUUUUUUUGGGUUACUACAUGAUUUAGCGUGUUAUUACAUAGUUACGAUGCCUUCACUAUUAUUCUACAAUGUAGAAAAGAGUAAAAUAAAGAAAAAC
Oncorhynchus masou masou (cherry salmon) is the source of this 2574-nucleotide messenger RNA. Its product is annotated as zinc finger protein 436-like. Gene Ontology annotation, biological process: regulation of transcription by RNA polymerase II. Gene Ontology annotation, cellular component: nucleus. The transcript has 4 exons. The record is from RefSeq and is a predicted model, not a curated record. Lineage: Eukaryota; Metazoa; Chordata; Actinopteri; Salmoniformes; Salmonidae. Gene Ontology annotation, molecular function: RNA polymerase II cis-regulatory region sequence-specific DNA binding; DNA-binding transcription factor activity, RNA polymerase II-specific. Bases 1 to 1326 code for a protein of 441 amino acids.